Messenger RNA from Plasmodium gaboni, 1581 nucleotides. Its product is annotated as putative thioredoxin-like associated protein 1. The coding region runs from base 1 to 1581 and encodes 526 amino acids. The transcript has a single exon. NCBI's taxonomy places the organism in Eukaryota, Apicomplexa, Aconoidasida, Haemosporida, Plasmodiidae. The record is from RefSeq and is a predicted model, not a curated record.
AUGCUGCAAAACAACGAGUACUCCAAAAAUGACAUGUUUCAACAUGACAAGAAAGAAAUAAGAGUGGGUAAAAAAUUAGUUGCAGAGAAUUGUGGAUUGUAUAUGGAUGGAAAUAAGAAUGCUGGUGUUGUUUGUAAUCGAAUCACCGAAUUAAAUAUAAACUCCAGAAAGAAAACAUCAAACAACAAAAGUGAUAGUUCACAGAUGAAAAAUAUUUUAAAUCAUAUAAAUCAUAAUUCAUUAGAAUUAAUACCUUCAAAAAGACCUUUAAUCUCUUAUUCUACAUAUGAUAAUCAACAAAAAUAUUUUGAAACUAAACUUGUUCCUGACUUACAAGGAAAAAUGAGUAUUUGUGUUGGAAGAAAAAGUGGAAGUGCUACUGUUAAUAUAAAUAUUGAUGAUUAUGAUCUAGAAAAAACUUAUCAUACAUGGAAAAAAAUCACAGGAAAAAAUUAUUUACACAAUAAAUCCAACUUAGAAAAUAAUAUUUUUUUAACUGUUGCAGAUGAUGCAGAAAGAAGUGAUAAACUACCAAUCAUUCAAAAUAGAAAUCCUCCUUUGGCAAAUCCUGAUGGCCCAUUCGAAAAAGAAAGACUCAAUUUACCUAAACAAGCAAGAGAUAAUCUAGAUAGAACAUUAACACCACUAGCCAUAUGCGAAAAAAAAAAUAAAACCUCAAAAAAAAAAAAUAUACAUAUUCAUAAUGAUUCAUUACUACUAUUAAAACCUCAUGAAAAUGUUAUUACUGAACAUAUCAAAGGAGUUAGAAGAACUAAUUUUCCAUGGAUUCAAUCUAAUCGUAUCAAACAUAUUCUCAACUAUAAUUAUGCUCAUCCACAAAAUGUAACCGAAAAACACCUGAACAAGUCAGGAACUAGCCAAAAUUGUAAUUAUGAAACAUAUCUAAAAGGUGUAUUUGCUGAUAAAUCAGAGAAUGAAAAAAGAGAUAUUAAUGACAGAUUAUAUAAUAAUGAUUAUGAGGAAGAUCAAAUUGUAGAUGAUAACCAAUUAAAAAAGUAUAACAAUAAUUAUGAUGAUAAAAAAAAUAAUUAUGAUGAUAAAAAAAAUAAUUAUGAUGAUAAAAAAAAUAAUUAUGAUGAUAAUAAAAAUAAUUAUGAUGAUAAUAAAAAUAAUUAUGAUGAUAAUAAAAGUAAUUAUGAUGAUGCAUAUAACGAAAAAGAUAUAACAUUAUAUAACCAAAACAAUUAUAAGAACGAUGAAAAUAUGUUUCAACAAUAUAAUAAAAAAUAUAAUGAUCCACAUAAACAUAUUGAUUAUCUUAGUUAUGAAAACACUUUAGAUAACUGCAAUAGUCUUAUAAACCAAAAAACAAAAAAUUAUAAAGACACACAAAAUUAUUUGGGAAAUAAUAAUUAUAAUAUUCAACAUAACAAAGGGCAAUACCAGGUUCCAAAUUAUAAUACACAUGUUGAAACUCCACAAAAUAUAUACAAUAGUCAUACAAGAAACUGUUCUAAUAAUUAUGGUCAAGAAAUAAAUAAUGUAGUACAUAAUCAACAGGAACAUGUAAAUGGGAAUAAUAAUUAUUAUAAGAUAUCAUCAUUUGAAAAUAUGUUAUAA